AUGGACCUGUUCCACCUCCGCAGCCAGACAUUCAUCUUGGUGGUGCACUACCACUCCAGGUACCCUGAAGUUGUAACCUUGAGGAGCACAAUGGCUCAGGCAGUCAUCGACGUUCCCAAAAGCAUCUUUGCCCGGCAUGGGAUUCCGCGAGAAGUCAGAUCAGACAACGGUCCACCGUUCUCUUCACUUGAGUUUGCAGCAUUGGCGGCAUUUUACGGCUUUGACCACGUCACCAGCAGCACGCACUAUGCGCAACCGAACGGAGAGGCGGAGAGAAUGGUCAGGACCAUCAAGGAGUUGUUUCGCAAAGCAACAGACUCUCAUCUGGCCUUGCUCAGCUACCGGGACACCCCCGGAGUCGAUGGCUUCAGCCCGGCCCAGCUCUUGAUGGGAAGACAACUCCGAACCAAAGUGCCGAAACAGGAUUCCCAGUUAUGUCCUCACUGGCCGUCGAGGAAAGACGUGAGGAGAAAAGAUGCAGCCUACAAGCAGAAACAGGCCGCUGACUUUAACAGGCAUCACAGAGCUCAAGGUCUGUCAUCGCUCCGAACAGGCCAGUGUGUCUGGGUACGACCUGAUCAGGUCAAAGCUACAGUGCUUAGCCCAGCACGCCGACCACGAAGUUAUGUCGUGGAAACGGAGCAGGGUGGCGUCCUACAACGCAACCGGCGUCACCUAGUGCCUUUUGCACCUCCUGCGCCAAGGGUGGAACCACCGCCGUCUGAGGAGCAGGAGCCACAGCGAACACUGUCCCCUCUCCCAGUAUGCCUCAGCAGCAGAUGA
Molecule: messenger RNA, 783 nt
Organism: Rhipicephalus microplus (southern cattle tick)
Lineage: Eukaryota; Metazoa; Arthropoda; Arachnida; Ixodida; Ixodidae
Source: RefSeq, a predicted model, not a curated record